Molecule: messenger RNA, 1208 nt
Organism: Suillus clintonianus
Lineage: Eukaryota; Fungi; Basidiomycota; Agaricomycetes; Boletales; Suillaceae
Exons: 2
Coding region: 321-962 (213 amino acids)
Source: RefSeq, a predicted model, not a curated record
UCCACUGGGAGACCACGACAGUGACCUUUUCUUUCCGUGCAAUGAAAGUACCAUUGCCCAUAUCCUUCUACUCUCGCCUAUCCAUGGUUCUCCAUCAAGAAAAGUUCCACUUGCACACCAUGCCGUCCAACGAACCACUCACGAUGUGAACCUCAUUAUACGAUCAUGGCCUGUCCGUGUGCUCAGAAUCGGAAGCGACCACGCUCGAAAUACUGGAGGAUGUUGGUUCAAGCACACCAUCUGAGUCACGGACGAUUCUCUUACUCGAACUCCUGCACUUGUGCAUUUGCAUUCUCGCAAUCUUCGUACUAACUCAGAAAAUGGCGAUGUUGCGCGCCGUUGGUCAACCACAGUCAUAUUCGUACCUCUUUCUUCCAGUAGUAAAGCCUAACAUCGGUUGUGUUGGUGAGCAAAAUGCUGUUUCUCCUUUCACCCUCGUUUCUUUCUGGGCACCGAUUUCUUUUUCACUGGCCUUCCCUCCUUCCCAGCUAGACGUCCUUUCCGUUCUUCAAGUAUCUUCUGCACUCCCCUGUUCCAUCCCCACCAUUCUACCCUUAUAUCUUCCCAACCUCUCCUUCACGAUACAUCCACACUUGUUCAUCUGGCUGAGCUGUACAUGCAUUCAUUUUUCCUUCACAUGGGACGCUCCAAGCAUAACCAACGACGCCUCUGGUCCAGCUCGGCAGUGCGGCAUAAUAUUGCUGAACCUCGUUCCAGCUAUCGUCAUUCAUUUAGUUCAACCACCACCGCUCUUUCUACCGGUUGAUGGGUGCAUCUUCCGUAUGCCAUCCUGUUUCUCUUUGAAUUUACCCUCCAACCCUCGGCAUUCCGACCACUGUCGCUCUUUCUACCAUAUCGUUUCGUUUCUUUCCCCCUCUGUUCUUAUCACGGCAUUUCAACAUCUCGUCUUCCAAGCUUCAACGCCUCCCCACACGUUCCUAUAUUAUACCCCUGACAUAUGAAGCACCUCCAUACUAUCGAGCAACAUAGCUUGGUCGCAGUUCAUUGUUGGAUUUCGACUUUGUCUCCCCAAUCCUUGGCCCCGACACAUGGUCGCCCUGGAAGAAUAUGCGGCCCAGAUUGUCUCGGCGCUCUAUACCUAUCUCUCCAUCCUUUCAUCAUUGCAUCACCCCUUAGGCCCUCUCAGCGCCCCCUCUGAUUAUUAUCCUUCUGUUAGCUUGGAGUGCAGUUGACGAGUUAUGGCUUGU